This is a messenger RNA of Myxocyprinus asiaticus (Chinese sucker), 3257 nucleotides long. Its product is annotated as CREB-regulated transcription coactivator 1-like. The transcript is spliced from 12 exons. Gene Ontology annotation, cellular component: cytoplasm; nucleus. The record is from RefSeq and is a predicted model, not a curated record. Gene Ontology annotation, biological process: protein homotetramerization; positive regulation of transcription by RNA polymerase II. Bases 15 to 1778 code for a protein of 587 amino acids. Lineage: Eukaryota; Metazoa; Chordata; Actinopteri; Cypriniformes; Catostomidae. Gene Ontology annotation, molecular function: cAMP response element binding protein binding.
GAGAAGAACGGAAGAUGGCGACCUCAAACAAUCCGCGAAAAUUCAGCGAGAAAAUCGCCUUGCACAACCAGAAGCAGGCGGAGGAGACCGCGGCGUUUGAGGAGGUCAUGAAAGACCUUAGCAUCACGCGAGCUGCACGGCUGCAGUUACAGAAGACUCAGUAUUUGCAACUAGGCCAGAAUCGAGCUCAGUGCUAUGGAGGGUCACUGCCCAAUGUCAAUCAGAUUGGAAAUAGCAACACUGACCACACUUUUCAGACGACAGUAUUGGACACCAGUCGGACGACUCGACAUCAUGGCCUGGUGGACCGCGUGUAUCGUGACCGGAAUCGUAUUGCUUCUCCACAUCGCAGACCUCUCUCUGUGGACAAGCACGGCCGGCAGAUUGACAGCUGCCCUUAUGGCUCAGUAUAUCUGUCACCACCCCCCGACACAAGCUGGAGGAGAACUAACUCUGACUCAGCUCUACAUCAGAGCGCUGUGAAUCCAGGUCCACAGGACACUUUUGUUGGUGGAUCUCAGGAAUUGCAGUCAAAAGGAGUUAAAACGUUGCUCUUGCUCACCCCUCCUGAUACAGAGGACACUGAAACAGAGAUGGAGCAAGAUGAGCCUAAAGCAUCUCUUCACACAGAUUCACAAGACAUUCCUGGGAUUAACAUAUUUCCAUCUCCUGAUCAAGAAAUGAAUAGCUCUCUGAUACCAGCGCCUCACAGCACAGGCGGCUCUUUACCAGAUCUGACAAACAUCCAGUUCCCUCCUCCUCUUCCCACCCCACUGGAUCCAGAUGACCCCAUUACCUUUCCCACAUCAAGCUCCACCAGUACCAGCAACCUGACCAGCAAUCUGACCACCAACCUGACGCACCUGGGCAUCAGUGCCGCCAGUCACAUUCCUCCCUCUUCUCCCGCCCAGCACACUGUCCCCACCUCCUCACCCAAUAUUAACCCACAGCAGCCUGCCACCACCCUCACACCUGUGGUCUUACCUCAGAUACCCAUUGCACAGCCGAUCUCGUUGGACAGUCUUUUGCUGGAGCAGCAGUUAUCGCAGUACUCUCUGCUGAGUUUACUGAAUGACCUGCAAAAACAGCCUCACACCCUUCCUCAAAACAUUCGGCUCAUACCCCUCCCGCCUCUCACAGUAAGCUCCACCCCCAGCACCACCCAGGCCUCUCUCAAAAGCCUAUCACAGACGGCAACAAGUGGAACUGCCAACUCAUAUCGCAAUCAGACUGGCUCUUCAGCCAAUCAAUCACCGACAUCUCCAGUGUCCAAUCAAGGCUUCUCACCCGGAGGCUCACCACAACACAUUCCAGUUGUUGGCAGUAUAUUUGGAGACACAUUCUAUGAACAGCAGCUUCCAUCCAGGCAGACCAAUGCUCUCUCCAACCAGUUGGAGCAGUUCACUAUGAAUAUGAUGGAGAAUCCAGGCAGCUCCAGUCACUGUUCAACACUGAACUACACACAGGCAGCCAUGAUGGGCUUAACUGGAAGCCACAGCAGCCAGCAGAACUCACAGCAGCUCGGCUACAGUAGCCAUGGCAACAUUCCCAACAUCAUUCUCACAGUGACCGGGGAAUCUCCACCCAGUCUCUCCAAGGACCUCACCAGCUCAUUGGCAAGCGUCGGUGAUGUCAGCUUUGAUGCAGACUCUCAAUUUCCAUUGGACGAGUUAAAGAUUGACCCCUUGACACUGGAUGGACUGCACAUGCUUAACGACCCGGACAUGGUUCUCGCUGACCCGGCCACUGAGGACACAUUCCGCAUGGACCGACUGUGAACCUGUGAAUGCAGUUUUAAGCGAGACGUUCAGCUGCAUGGCCUCUCUGUUCACCAUCUGGUCACUGACCAUCCCCGUCCCCCCCACAGCAUGCUGCCAAACCAUUCAUGGGGUGGUGGAGGUUUGCGUGGGGUGGAGGUGGAAUUGCCGAAUCCACACUGGAGUGUUUGUAAUGUGCAAUACUGUCCAACAUCCACCACCCACUUUCUUCAUGUAUUCAUGUUUUGUUUUGCAUUAUGUCGUCUUGCUUUGUCACCAACUUGUAAUUUUUGUUUGCCUUGCUACGUGUUUUUUUUUUUCCCAGGUUUUUAUUCUAUUUUUAUUUCUAGUUUAAUGUUGUUUAUCCUUUUGUCUCUGGAGGCACAUAGCUUUAAUUUUAUACCAUUUGGGUUUUUUGUGAUAGUUUGUUAAUGUUUGCUUCAGUUUGUUUAAUUGUUUUUGUCAAGUUGAGUGAAUGGCUAAAUUUUUAAAUCUCAAUGCCAUUAUGUCCUUGAAAAAUUAUCAGUCUGUGUAAUUAUGUAUGUUAAAUCUACAUAUUGAUUUAAUAUUCUGUAUUUAUUCAUUUAUAUAUCUGUAAAUAUUUAUUAUUUUUUAUAUAUAUUCAUAUUUUUCAUGUUAAGGAGCACUACUCUCUCAUAUUGUAUAUCAAGGGUUUAAGGAGCGUUACUUUUACAAAAUGGCUUCCAUUUCAUAACAUCCAAACAUCUCAAAAUGCCAUAGUUGGUCUUUUGAUAUCAUUAAAAAAUAUAUAUAUAUAUAUAUAUAUAUUUGUCAGUGACUGGCUGAAAGACAGUAGUCUCAAAAUGUAACCCAUAGUUUAGCGUUUAUGUGGAUAGGUGACUUGGACAUCCUGUAUGUUUUAUAUAUGUUAUUGUUUCUAAUUGAAGAUUUGAUUGCUGUUAUUGCUGUUAUGUAUGCUCCAAAGGUUGUCAGUAAAUAUGACCCAAGAGCUGCUGCAGAAAACUACUGAAUACUUCACUGUGAGAAGACCUGAUUUUGCCUUAUAUGAACAAAAUGCUAUUUUUAACUGUCAAUGUGACAAUGUGUUUUUUCUAAACAUCUCAGUGUCUGGUUCUAGUUUGGCUUCUGUGUUCUUGUUUUAACAAUGCCAUUUUGUUCAGUAUUAAAUGCUGUAUAGUUUGUACUUGUACUACCAAACCUAACUCAAGGCUUGGGGAGAGUAAUGCUCCUUAUCCACUGUGCUGUUCACUGGAGUUUGUGUUUGUUAUUCUCAUGUGUAUGUUCGAGCGAACCCUGUCACACCUUUUCCUUGUGUGCGAUUAGAAAGGUAUUAAGGAAUCACUCAUUUACUUGAAAAAUUUAAGAAUGCAACAUAUACUAUAUACUAUAUACAUAUAUAGUAUACAUACUAUAUACAGUGGGGUCCAAAACUCUGAGACAACAUUGAAAAUCUGGGAUUUUUUAACCCGGAAAUGAACAGCAGGUUUUAGGAUUUUGAAUAAAGUAAUAAUGAGAGCA